This is a messenger RNA of Australozyma saopauloensis, 3318 nucleotides long. RefSeq lists its product as uncharacterized. NCBI's taxonomy places the organism in Eukaryota, Fungi, Ascomycota, Pichiomycetes, Serinales, Metschnikowiaceae. The record is from RefSeq and is a predicted model, not a curated record. The coding region runs from base 1 to 3318 and encodes 1105 amino acids. The transcript has a single exon.
AUGCCCCCGAAGUCGGCUCGCACCGACCUACAAUACCGGACGGUUCGACUAGCGACAUUUGUAGAUGGGGCUCUUAUAGGAAACUCUAAAUCCCUGAGAAAAUGGCGCCAUCGCACCCUCGAUGCCAACCACAUGGCCGACUCAGGAUUCUAUUAUACACCCACAAGAGCAACUUUAGAUCAAGUGACUUGCUUUUGGUGUGGUAAGAGAGAAAAUAACUAUGGAGAUAUCGAUUCGAUUUGUGAGCUACAUCAUCAGAAUCACCCCCUAUGCCCAUACUCCAGGAUCACAAUGUGGCUCGAAAGAUUCUUGAAAGAAGGUGACAAGACAAAGUUUUGGCCCAGCGUAGCUCAGAAAGCUGGCAGUGCUUUUGCAGAUCCAUUCUCCAGCGAAUCGAUCGAACUACGAGUGAGCACCUUCAAGACUUUGUGGAAAUUGGACUCAAGUCCGAAUUCGAAUGUCACCAGUCGUCAAUUAGCAGAAGCGGGCUUCUACUACUCCCCAGUCGAAACAGAUGAUGACCGAGUCAUUUGUAUGUACUGUGACUGUCCCCUCCUGGAUUGGAGUGUUGAUGAUGAUCCAAUGAACGAGCACAUUAAGAAUAGAUUCGAGUAUUGUUACUUCCUAGAGAAAUAUCAAGAGCAGAGAAAUGCGCAUAAUACAAAAGACGCGGUGCUCACACAAAAAACCAGCACAGCACUGGAGAAGACAUCCUCCAUUCUCCCGACCGAGACCACAACAUCACUGAAAGGUGAUGAGCCUGUCAAGGACGCUUUUGACUUUUCAAUAGAAGAAUUGCAAGACCAUGAGCGUGGUACCAUUUUCGAGGGCAAGGAUUUUCUACCUAAGCGCUUUAGUCGUCGACUGAAGCAAGAUCAACGAAAAACAGAAUUGCUGCGGCAACCCAAAAAGAGCAUGCGUUCAGAAUCACCAGAAAGAACUUCAUUCCUGUGGAAAAAAUCAACAGAGCUGCGGCUAACUGUUCAAGAGGAGAUUGAGCAUUCGAAAGCAAAACCCGAAGAUAAUCUCGGCACUAUUUCUGAGAGUCUGAAAUCAGUGUUUACUUCUAACAGUCAAAAGAGCUAUGAAGAGUCUGCAUCAGAGAAUACAUCUGAACAUGAUUCACCUGAAAAGCUCGAUUCGGACCCAUCUUUUCAUAUAAAUGACUCUCACUCAAGUAUUCCUGAGAAGCGAAACAAUUCAAUUGUCAAGCCUCUGACACCUGCUUCAAAAAAACGGAAAACUCAGGUGUCCAAAAAAAGAGUGUCUCAAUUUGAUGACGAUGAUGAUUUCGGUAUGACAGAAAACGAUCUAGAGCGAAUUCUCAAUUCGCCUAAAAAGGCCAAAAAAGUUAAAGUAGUACAAAAGAAAGAAGCACCCUCACCUUCUGGCUCCCUUUAUGAUAACUCCAACCAGAACUUGGGUGAUUACGAAGAGGAUAAUCUCUCGUUUCUAGAAACAAACAUCAAGCCUUCGCAGUUAUUGCAAGGGCAAGCAGAAAAAAUCACUCUAACACCUCUGAAGGUUUUCAAGCCGAAAGCAUUGGAGAAUGCAGCACAAACCCAAUCCAGAAUCUUGCCUUCAGACGAAAGUUUGGUGGAGGUGCAAGCCCCUACUGAGGCAACUCAAGAACAAAAUGAACCUUCUGUUCAAGAGAUUGACAGUAAAGGGCCACAGGAGAUUAGUAUAAUUGGUCCCGAUUCGAGUGAAAAGCACCCUACAGAAAAGGAUAAUUCGGCCACGCCAAUAAUUUCUCCGCCUUCUGAUCACAAAACACCCUGCGCUAAAUUAUCGCCAGAAAAUAAUCUCGAAAUUCAAUCACCCCCUCGCAACAUUCCAGCAAUUAAAUUGGUGGCGAGAGAGAGUUUGGGAAAGGAGUUGAGUGCUGGAGAGCAUACCUCAAAUGGAAGAAGUAUGAAAGAAACUAGCAUGUCUGAGGCCAAAUCUCAACCAAGAGAGGAGUCGAAAACUCCAGAACUAGAAGACGCCACCACUACGAGCGGACUGCAACUCAAUGAAGAGGAAGAAGUAUUCAACAUUGACAGUAUAAUCCUUGAAAACUCACCAUUGAAAUUGGCAAAUGGACCACGACUCAGUGAGAAGAUCGAAAUGUUGAAACUCAAAACACCAGCAGAGGAUGCAAGUGCCGGUUCAACCUCGAUGCAAAAACUUCAUGGUGAAACCUCGUUAAAUAAUGAUUCACAGCAGAAUCUCAAUUCACAAAAAACAGAUGAUCUCAGCAUCAUCAAAGACACAGAGGAGGAUAUGGGAGAAAAACUUGCUAUAUCACCAUCCUCUUAUCGAGACUACCAGAAUGACUUGCAAGAAAUGGAUUUUGAAUUCGUUGACGAGCAUUCUAUAGGUAAAACUACUACCCCCUCCAAAGAAUUGGUCCAAUCAGAAAACCUGACUGCGCUGACCCCAAAAAUUGCAGGAGCUAGCUCAGAAAUGAAGAAGAGUGUUGAUUCUGCAAGUGAUACUGGCCUCAAAAUACAACUUGACGUCGAGAGGUCUGAUGCACCGGUAUCUGAGACGGUUAGCGUGGUUGCAGGAGACCCUAUUCAAAGAGAUAGCAGUGCCCAUGGUGACCAAAUUGAAGCAACGGAAAAACUCGAAACGAGCUACAAUACAAAGAAAUGUGCGCCUGAGGCACCAUUGGACGGCAAUUUGCUACAUAAUUCGGAGAAUUUUGCUCGAAAAAGAUCCAUUCACCUCGAAGAUGUGGAUAAAGUGCAAUCGAUGAUCAAAAAAGCAAAUGAGUCUGAAGAUGAAAAAGCAGCGCUAGCGAAGUCUUGGAGCCCUGAAUCGAAUGCUAAAGAGAAAUCUCCGUCGCCGCCAAGUCGACACAUUUACCAAAACAACGAAAUGGCGGACCUUGCCGCCCAAAAUCACACCAAAUCAGAAGCAAGCUUCUCAAGACUUUCGUUUGACAAUGUGGAGGCAAGUACACCUCACAAAGGAGAGUCUACAACUGCCAGCGCAAUAGAGACAUCCAAAAGUGCAAGGCCUCCAUUCCCACACAUAAACUUGGAAUUUGCCAAGUCACAAAUUAGAUUACUAGAGGAGGCAAUUGAACGCAUGAGCGAGCUUUCCGCAACUAAAUUCAAGCUACACAACGAUGCUGACGGCUAUUUAACCGAGUUUAUAGCCGCCAUGCCAGAGAAAGAGGAGAGCAUGUCAAUUCAGGACUGGAUCUUAGAAAAUUCAUUGACAUGCGAGCAGACUGUCAAAGCAAUAUCUGCUCUGAUUAUCGAUACAUAUCUCAAAGAUUUCGAUAAAUUGAUUGCAUAUUCGGAGGAGAUGGCCACUAUUGAUUAG